Molecule: messenger RNA, 1872 nt
Organism: Oikopleura dioica
Lineage: Eukaryota; Metazoa; Chordata; Appendicularia; Copelata; Oikopleuridae
Source: the annotation of a GenBank genome assembly
AUGAUCGAAAAUAGCGUGGGAGUUGUGAAGUUUGAUCUUCUUGUGAAAGAAACAGGCGAAUACCACUGUGUGAUUACUAUCGAAGUUCAUUCCGACUUUACCGCAGAAUAUUCAUCCGCUCUUGGAGUUUCAGAAAGUGCUACGAAGGAAGAAAUUGACGAGGCUUUUCAAAAAGAAAAGGAAAGCUUUAAACGGAAACAGCAGGCUUACGAUUUCCUAAAAGAAACAGCGAAGCCUGUUGAAAAAGUGAGGUCCGAAGAUGAAGAUAGUGGAGAGCAAUUUUCCGCUGCUGUCGAUCCCGUAGUGAGCAGUGAUCAAGAGUUUUCGGGCGAUUCUUGGUGCGAACUGUCUGAUUAUGAAUGCGAGACAGAAUUCUUCGAUCCAUCUUUCACUCUAAAAUGUCAUUUGAAAGAAGACCUGACAAAAAUUGAAAACGACCUGAAAAAAGUUGAAAACGAGUUGAAAUCGAAGUUACCGACGAAUUAUUUUCAUGGAAUGAACGAUGGCGAGAUUCAAACGUGCUUGCAGCUACUAAAAUUUGACGACAGAGAAAUGACGCUUCAGUUCUGGUCUGAUCGCGAACACGAGGUAUCAGAAGGCAAGUGGAAAGUGAAAUAUCUUGGUUGCCAAAAUUUUGCAGAUUUUCAAACAGCAGAUGGCUCAUUUUAUCUUUGGAUCGAACAUAGCGAUUAUUCUCCUAAAUUCAAGGCAGUGGCAACCGAGCACCAUUUCUUCAGAAACAAGAACGUUAACCGAAAAGUUUUGAGAAGUACGGGAGACGGCAAUCGGCAAUUCGUGAAAUACAAGCGAGAAUUCGACCCCACAGAAGAUACUGAAUCGAGCGGAAGCCUGACAGAUUCUACUGUCAGAGAUUAUUCUGCCGUUCUUGGAGUCCCUAUAGAUGCUUCGAAAAAAGAGAUUAAAAAUGCUAUCAGAAAAGAAGAAACAGACUUCAAGUUGAAGCAAGAAGCUUAUGUUUAUCUAAAAGGAUGUGCUGUCUCUGAAGGGUCUCCUAAAGAAGACUCUGUUGGUCUCGAAGAUCCAUUUGUAGCACUAAAAUGUUAUCUGAGGAAAAACUGCCAUAAUGAUUAUGCCAAGAAGGCGUUGCAAUUACUUGCUCUUGGGGAGAAAAAACUAUCGCCGAGCGAAUAUAGCCUAUCGGAUUAUUCCGAAGAUGUGAUUUUCGCAACAGGAUGGAAACUCGCGCAUUGUUGGUAUGAAGAUGACGAUUACGAGAAUAAUCACGGCGGGUGUUACUUGAAAAUCGAAGAUCUUAGGAUCGAAAAUAGCGUUGGGGCUUUUAAAUUUGAUGCUGUCCUGGAAGAAGAAGGCGAAUACGAAUGUCUGGUACCUGUUCAAGUUCAUUCCGACUUUACCACAGAAUAUUCAUCUGUUCUUGGGAUUUCAGAGAAAGCUAUGAACAGAGAAAUUGACGAAGCUUUCCGAAAAGAAAAAGAAAACUUUAAACAGACACAAGAGGCUUAUGAUUUCCUCAAAGAAACAGCAAUGCCCGAGAAAAAUGUGAGUUCCGAAGAUGAACACAGCGAUGAAUUUACCAUCAUUGAUGAGGCUGACCCAGAAGAGUCAGAUUAUGAGUGCGAGCCUGAAAUAUUCGAUCCAUGUUCAAUUCUCAAAUGUUAUUUGAACGAUGAAAAAGAAAUCGAAGAAAGAAAGUUAAUGCUCGAAACCAAAGAACCAAUACUUAUGAAAGACGAGGUGAAACCGACGAUAUUCAAAUUAACGAAUUAUUUACAUGGAAUGAACGAUGACGAAAUUCAAGCGACUUUGCAGCAACAAGCAUCAGACAACAAAGAAAUGACCCUUCAGGAAAGAAAGAUUCUAUUGAAGAAAUACUGCGAUUGGCAGUCCUGA